Hyaena hyaena (striped hyena) is the source of this 1653-nucleotide messenger RNA. It is a transcript of the gene STING1, whose product is annotated as stimulator of interferon response cGAMP interactor 1. The record is from RefSeq and is a predicted model, not a curated record. Gene Ontology annotation, biological process: activation of innate immune response; innate immune response; positive regulation of macroautophagy. Gene Ontology annotation, molecular function: 2',3'-cyclic GMP-AMP binding; cyclic-di-GMP binding. Lineage: Eukaryota; Metazoa; Chordata; Mammalia; Carnivora; Hyaenidae. Gene Ontology annotation, cellular component: endoplasmic reticulum membrane; autophagosome. Bases 265 to 1398 code for a protein of 377 amino acids. The transcript is spliced from 8 exons.
UCUCCCCGCCUCCUUCCUGAUAUCACAGUCUUCAGAAAAAGAGGAUCUGCAUCUGAAAAUCAGAAUAAAAACAGGCAGGGUGUAAUGUGUCUGGGAGUGUCUGUCUGGUCGUGUGGAGUCCUGCCUGGGUGUUGGUAGAGGGUAUUUGACCAUGAGAGCUUGAGGCUGUACCCAGAGAGGCUGCCUUUGUCGCUGGGUGCCAUUACACAGGGCCUUCUUUCCCUGUCAGCUUCCAGAAACAACCCACGGUUUCGGAGAUAGAAGAUGCCCCGCCCUAGCCUGCACCCAUCCAUCCCGCGGCCCAGGGGCAUGAGAGCCCAGAAAGCGGCUUUGGUCCUGUUGGCCGUCUGCCUGGUAGCCCUUUGGAGGCUGGGGGAGCCACCAGACCUCACCCUCCGGUGGCUGGUGCUCCAUGUGGCCUCCCUGCAGCUGGGACUGCUGUUCACUGGGGUCUGCCGUCUGACUGAGGAGCUGUGUCACCUCCACUCCAGGUACCAGGGCAGCUACUGGAGGGCGAUGUGGGCUUGCCUGGGCUGCCCCGUUCGCACUGGGGCUCUGCUGCUGCUGUCCUGUUAUUUCUACGGCACCCUCCCCAACACAGCUGACCUGCCCUUUGCUUGGAUGCUUGCCCUCCUGGGUCUCUCCCAGGCACUGAACAUCCUCCUGGACCUCCAGGGCCUAGCCCCAGCUGAGGUCUCUGCAGUCUGUGAAAAAAGGAAUUUCAACGUGGCCCAUGGGCUGGCAUGGUCAUAUUACAUUGGGUACCUGAGGCUGAUCCUGCCAGGGCUUCCGGCCCGGAUACGCACAUGCAACCAGCUCCACAACACGCUACGGGGGACAGGGAGCCAUCGGCUACACAUUCUCUUCCCGUUGGACUGCGGAGUGCUUGAUGACCUGAGUGUGGCUGACCCCAACAUUCGCUUCCUGUAUAAGCUGCCCCAACAAAGUGCUGACCGUGCUGGCAUCAAGGACCGGGUUUACACCAACAGUGUCUAUGAGCUUCUGGAAAACGGGCAACAGGCAGGCAUCUGUGUACUGGAGUAUGCCACCCCCUUGCAGACCCUGUUUGCCAUGUCACAGGAUGGCCGAGCUGGCUUUAGCCGGGAGGAUCGGCUUGAGCAGGCCAAACUCUUCUGCCGAACACUUGAAGACAUCCUGGCAGAUGCCCCCGAGUGUCAGAACAACUGCCGCCUCAUUGUCUACCAGGAACCCACAGAGGGAAGCAGCUUCUCCCUGUCACAGGAGGUUCUCCGGCACCUGCGGCAGGAGGAAAGGGAGGUCACUAUGGGCAGCGUGGGGACCUCAAUGGUACGCAAUCCCUCCGUGCUGUCCCAAGAGCCCAAUCUCCUCAUCAGUGGCAUGGAACAGCCUCUCCCGCUCCGCACGGAUGUCUUCUGAAGCUCAAGGUUACCUGGCUUGAACUCCCAGUGCUCCCCAAGAUUCUGGAUUCCCAAGAGUCCAGGUUGAAGGGCUUUCUGCAGCAGCUGAAUGCCCAGAAGAACCAUUUCCUCCCACAAGGACCCUCUCAGAGACAGUCCCUGAACUCAACAUCUCGAGAUGAAUCCUAUGACCUUGGGCAAGUUGUUUUACCUCUCUGAACCUCAGUGUGUUCAUCUAUGAAAUAGGAUUAUAAUCAUUGCCCUACCUACCUUA